This is a messenger RNA of Trachemys scripta elegans, 3210 nucleotides long. RefSeq names its product serine/arginine repetitive matrix 4 (gene SRRM4). Lineage: Eukaryota; Metazoa; Chordata; Testudines; Emydidae. The coding region runs from base 20 to 1378 and encodes 452 amino acids. Gene Ontology annotation, molecular function: mRNA binding. The transcript is spliced from 7 exons. Gene Ontology annotation, cellular component: nucleus. The record is from RefSeq and is a predicted model, not a curated record. Gene Ontology annotation, biological process: neuron maturation; regulation of RNA splicing; mRNA processing.
GCCUUUGUCUGCUAGAUUAAUGAACCGGUUUCUUUCCACUCUCAAAAGCUCUCGUAGCCGGCCACGAAAAUCCCACCGCCACCGCCAUCGCCACUACCACUCUCGCUCAGAGAGCUCCGAGUCCCUCUCCUCUAGCUGCCAAAGCAGGCACAGAGCCAGGUCUCGGGAGGAAGGCCAUAAAGCAAGACGAAGACGCUCCCAGCACUGUUCAAAGAGCACUGAGACGCAAAGCAUGUCUGCAGAGGGUCAAGCCAGCCAAACCCUUCAGAUCUACAGCUUCCUCUCGGCUAAGGAAGUAAUCUCUCAGUCAGGGUCAUCUGCUGACCUCUUUACCAAAACAGACAGCCCGCUUGGCAACCUAGCCAAUCGGAAUGGAGGGGCCCAUGAAUCUGACUCAGGAAACGAUACUUCUUCCCCUCCCUCCACUCAGACGAGCUCAGCCAGGCCAAAGGACAGCCAGGAGAAAAGAAGCCUAGCCCACAAUGGCUUUGGCCGUGCCUUCUCGCCUGGGAAGCCCAAAUUGGCCAACAGCGAUAACAGCUCUGAUUCGGGAAAUUCCUUCACCAGUUGUUUUUCCCAGAGCAAGGGAACAACUUUGGAAAAUCUCUCUCCGGAUGCCCAGGGACAGGACCAAAGAAGUUUCCUGUCCCCGUGUCUCGCCUGCUCGGAGGUGAAGAAGCAGAGCCCCCUGCAUUCCCCGGACCGCAGCUCCCCACUGAGACCGUGCUCCCGCAGCGGGUCGUACACCAGCACAGGGCGGUCCUCCCGUGGCUCCAGUCGCUCCGCCCACUCCCGCUCAUUGCAUCACCAGGCCACGCCCAGGUACUCCCGAAGCAGAUCCUGCUCCUCAGGGAAAAGGUCCUAUUCAUGUUCCCCCAGCUACUCAUCUAAGUCCUGCAAAAGAAGCCCUGGAAGCAGGAACUCCAGACCACGUCGGAGCCCCAGUUAUUCCCGCUACAGCCCCAGCAGGGACCGCGCGCGAGAGCACACGUACGGCUCCAGCGAGAAGGAGUCCCAGCGGGAGCGGAACAGGCGGCGGCGGAGGUCCUACUCGCCCAUGAGGAAACGCAGGAGAGAUUCUCCCAGCCACCUGGAAGCGCGCCGCAUCACGAGUGCCCGGAAACGCCCCAUCCCAUACUACAGGCCCAGUCCUUCCUCCUCCAGCAGCGUCAGCAGCUGUUCCUCCUGGUACAGCAACGUUAGCCGCUCUCCCGGCCGCAGCCGCAGCUACUCCAGCUACAGGAGCAGCCGGAGCAGAAGCUGGAGCAGCAGCAGCGACAGCGGCCGAAGCCGGAGCCGGAGUUCGGGCCCAAGGAGCAGCCGGAGCAGGAGCAAGAGUUACGACUCUGCAGACAGCUAUGACAGCCUGCGGCGCUAGGGCGUCCCCCUCCCGGCCACGUGCGUUGGGGUUGUCACUUUCAAUUCCUCUCUCCUCCAGCCUCCCCAGUGAUAGCUUAUUAUUUCAUGUUUCUAUUGUGGCAUCACCAGUGCCAGUUGUGCUGGGCACUGCACACGUAGAGGCAGACGCAGAGAACACGUGGGCAGAGAGGGAGGGUCCGUGUUUUGCAGCAGCUGUGUUGAUUAUAAACCAGCCUCCCCCACCCAUUCCUUGCCUAUCUCCAGGGAAGCAUUUCCCAGUGGCUAAUCCAGGGAGGGAGUUUAGCUCUUUGCUUUUCCUUGGCCAGAAGGCAGCAAGCGCCGAUUCUUUGGUGGGGGGAGAGAGAAAUAAUUUAAAAGAAACUCUCUUCAAGGCUUUUGGGCCAGGCAGAAAGAAUCCAGGUCUGGCCCUGCUUCUAUUGAGGUCAAUGGCAAAGCUUCCGUUGACUCCAGCGUGGAGCCCCACAAGCACUGCAGUGUGGCCUCUCCCCUAGAAAGGGAAAAACCAGAGGUUUCUGCAGGAUCGAUUCACCUUCGCUGGAGGUGGCUUUCCCCCUGUGCCCCUUCCCCGGGGAAAAAUAUUCAGUCCCACGGGGUCAGCCAAUUCCUGCUGUGAAUGUGAAGAAAGAAAUUCCACGCGGGCGUGGAUUGUUUGGAAGGGGCCAUUCCCUCGCCCCGCCCCCAUUUUUAUAUCACGAGUUUGCUUCUCUUUCCCCCAGCAAUAUGACCCGCUGGGGAGACGAUAAGCGGAAGUGGGAACAAUCGAGGGUUGGGGGCUGGGAGGCCAGGCCAACAAUCAGGAAAUGCAAGGGAGCAAAGUCUUGUCUCUGCGGCUCCUGUGAGCCCUCAGCCCCAGAGCUCUCCAGGGCUACUGCUGGUGGGUGGUUUUAUAACAGGAGCUCUGUGCUGGGCAAUGGAAUUCCCCUGCAGGGCAGGUGGGAGUGUAAGUUCCAGCUCCGUUUGGGUACCGGGUCACAUGGGCAUGGGGAAUUCCAAUGAAACGUAUUCGUAUGUAGCCCCCAGGAACUCCAGUCAUGGCGCUGUACAAACGCCAUUCGUAUGUAGCCCCCAUUGCGCCAGGCGCUGUACAAACACAGGAGGAAGGUCCCUGUCCGAAAGAGCUUACAGUUUGUGACCUCAACCCCUCCAGCCUUCCCUGCUCCCCCAAAGGCCAGCUCCCAUGUAAUACAAUGCCUGGCCCAGAGCUGCUGAAAGUGCAGAAGCCUCAACUAGCAAGACUAUUUAUUUAUCAGCAGAAAGGAGGGGGAUCCCCCAGCAGUAGAGACCAGCUCCAUGGUUAAGGAAAGAAGAAAGCCCGUCCUCUGUACUGACUGGGCAGGUUCCUACCAUGCUCCCUGCUGCUGCUACUUAGUGACUAGUGGCUAAUCAGAUCAGGGCUCCGGUGUGCUAGGUGCUGUACCAUCAUACAGGAAACGACAGUCCCUGCCCCAAAGAUCUUGCAGUCUAAGCCAUAACAGGUGGAUGAGCCAAGCAAGCAGGCUGGUAUGGUGGGGCGGGGUGGGAGGGCGAAAGGGAUGGGGUAACACAAAUAAGAUGUACACAAUGAGUAGCAGCAAUUGCAGCUUGCCCCCUGCCUAGCCUGGUUGGGAAAUGGGCUGACAGGCCCGAAGUAUCAGGGAAUGACAGACCAGGGAAGGGUUCCAGCUGCUUGGCUAGCCUGAGGAACUCUCCUGGCAUCACCUGGGAGAGCAGCCGGGGGCUGAUAGCCGGUUUAUCUACACACCGCCAACCCAGAGCCGAGACUAACAGCCCCCUGCCCCACAGGUGUCUGGUGUUGGCACGACAGCCUAGUGCAGGAGACAGGGCCGCCCA